Parnassius apollo (apollo) is the source of this 885-nucleotide messenger RNA. The record is from the annotation of a GenBank genome assembly. Lineage: Eukaryota; Metazoa; Arthropoda; Insecta; Lepidoptera; Papilionidae.
AUGGCCAACUCCAGUUUUACUGAGUCCCUAGCCGCCCUCAUUACCCAAUAUGGGUUAAGUGGCAAUGAGACGGUCCUCGCCGCCAUCGCCACCAUCGCCGCCCAGGCUCCCACCCCUGCCCCUCAGGCACACCUCCCGCCGCCGGUAAUCGCAUCUUACCUCGAAACGAGGAACUCUUUUGCCCAACUCGAAUCUGCCCCCUUAGAAAUGGAGUACGCAUGCUCCGAAUCCUCGGCGUCUACCUCCCGGAAGAGGCCCGCCACUACCCUAGGCUCCGGUUCAUCGGAGUCCUCUGACUCUGACGGAACCGGUGAGUCAAACUUCACCACCGUCACCUCCAAGCGCAACGGAAAGCGCGCCGCGUUGAAACGCACCCCCCCUACUUCAGCGGCCCCUGCCGCUCCUUCAACCUCCGCAGCACUUGACGCUGCACCCGUCCCACUGAUGUCACUAGACAUCCCCACUCCAUCUAAACCAGCCUCUCGUUGUGCUCCAGUGCUGGCGAAGAAGCAAGUCCCGCCCCCUGUCUUCCUAAGAGACAAGGCAAAGUUCACCCAACUGUCUAAGACCUGCUACGACGCAGGCAUCAAAUACGAUCAUGCAGUCAACCUCGGGGAGGCAAUCAAAAUAAUCCCUACCUCGAUCGAGGACUUCCGCGCAAUCACCCGGCUAUUCACAGCCGAGCGCAUCUCAUACCACACUUACGCUCUCCCUGAAGAGCGUAAAGUCAGGGCCGUCAUCCGAGGCGUCCCCUUUGAGUUCUCCAAUGAGGAAAUCCUCGAGGACCUUAAGUCCCAAGGUUUCCCAGUGGAAGCAGUGCACAAAAUGCACAACCGUGCGCACAGUGUGCGGCCUGUCAAGGGUGAAGGUAGAGCCCCCACAUAG